AUGGAUAAAAAAAUAUCAAUACAUACAUCUUCUAGAGGAAAGCUUCCAGGAGAAAACCCUGCAACAAAGGAACCUUUGGCAACUGCCAAAGGAUACGAUGAUGAUUCCAUCGGCUCAUCGCGGCCUCAUAUUUUCAAACGAGACAAAUAUAAAAUUGGAUACAAACAAAUUACCCGUGAUGAGUACUUCGGUAAAUCAGAAUCAGUUUCGGGAUCAUCUGAUACAUUUCACUGCUUUCACGGAUCGCAGGGGAAGCUUUACACGAAGGAGGGUCGUCUUAAACGAAACUUGAUAAAGGAAUUGGAUCCUAUUCAAAUUCCUAGCAAAUGGAGUGAAAAAUGUCGGCCCACCAGUGGAUGGCAGGUGGCGGCGACCCUGGAGUUCCUGACUACCGAACCAAUGGCUCAGCAAACGGAUAGAAUAGAAGCCUACCUCCGCGAUUUUUCCAAAACAUCUCGUCACGGAUAUAAAAUAGAAGUUCUAAAAAGUUUGUGUGUUGUCUUGGAAUACCUCGUGGAGAAUUUAGGCAAUAAGCCUAAUUUACGAGAGGGAACUGUCCUUCUAUUGAAGAAUUUGGAUAAACCAAUUUUGUUAACAGCUGCAUCUAACAUUGUCUCACAAUUCGACGAACUUACAAGAUAUGUCGGAUUUCUGAGUUACCUUCUCAUACGAUUGGAGGAAGACCAGCUGUUUGACUACGUAGCGCGCGGUUUGAUAUGGCAACUGUCAGCCGGAGACGCGGACCGCGACACGGGCGCGGCGCCGCUUCACGUGAUGCUCCGCGCCGCGGGCCCGGCGCUGCACACCGUGGUGCACAUGCUGGCGCUGUCUUCGUCCCAUCGAUUCCCCGCCUUCCUGGAAAUUGCUUUAUUAAUGGCCUGCGACUCUGCUGAAUACUGUAUUGAAAUGCUCGAAGAAAACGUAAUUGAGAAUAUAUUUUACCGGUUUAAUCCUUACUUCCCCGGUGACAAGUUGCCUGCGUAUGAAAACAACCCCGUCGACCCUCAGGACCACGCCGUCAAACUAGGAGACAGUAGCAUCAACAUGUCGACGACGCUGACUUUGCUCCUCGUACUUGUACAGGCUCUAAAGAACUAUUUAGUUGCCAACGCUACCUCUCGUUCUCUAUUUCCGUGUCCGGAUUACUACUCUCAACGGUGCUUUAUUUGGGCGUAUCGUUAUGAAUGUCGCGCUCGCGAACAUCACCACGAGAGGAGCACGCUAACGGUGAUCACACAUGCGCUCGUGCACUGCUUUGGUGAACGCCUGAUGGCCUUCUCUUCUCUAUUGAUGCCCGAUAUAAUGACUUUGUCUGUGCUCACUGAGGUUCCUCGCAGACAUGAUUGGACUCGGACCGUCAACUUCAACAGAGCCCAAGCAGACCUACUUUUCAAAAAAGUUUUGAUUUACUUAUCUGUGGCAUUCCUUAAAACUAUACCAGUUAAUAACUUUAUGGUGGAGUCUCAGAAUUGGCUAUUGGGUCUGAUGUUUUUGCUAGACCCUGGUCUAAGUCCUCUCAGAGCCCACUGGUCACCAGCUCUUUUUUCCGAUCUCCGAAGGACGGCGUUACAAGCUUUGGUCAGCACACUACCCGUCAUGCCACCGAGAUUAGUACAAGAGUAUGCAAUAAUAAGAAGGAUACUGUGGUAUAUAGAAUGGUAUUCGGAGUGUCCUUACGAGCUCCCGACAUUAUACUGGAGCCUGCGGCUGCUGCAGGUGGCGACCCACGAUCGUCAAAUCGCUUCUAGACAAAACUCCCUGAAAGACCUGUUUAACACUCACGGAAUUAUAAUACUGACGCACCUCUGCUACACGCUGCUGAAGCAGAAGUGCCCGCCGAUGGAAAAGAGCCAAGUCAUCAUCGCUCUCUGUCUCCGCGUCCUCACGAGCGCGCUGGAAGCGGAAACGCGGGUCGUCUGUUGCGUGUACCCGCGGCUCAGCUGGCCCGGCUCCGUCUGUGCGCUCGCCAGCAGGAUGCUGAGCGUCGUUCUUUUCUCGCUCAACAAGCAUCUCAUUGUUGCCGAUAGGUGGCUUAUAUCUUUGUUAAACUUUGUCUGGGAGGCAAUAGUUUGGCAAAACGAGCACAGAGAACGUUUCAUCGUGAAUAGCGGUGUUUAUAAUCUCCUGGAUAUCAUAACGGUUAGCAAAGCUCCCGUCCAAUGCCUCGCCCUGGCGGUACUGUGCGACGUUGUACGCAGCGGAGUCGCCGUCGCGCAGCUGGUGACCUGGCGUCCUAGUCUGUAUCCGUGUAUGGUGAAGCGAGGAUCUUCAAUAGCGGCUCUGUUGGCGGCCGUCUUCAGGGAUGAGUGCCGGUCCAAUGGAGUACCACUUGAUGAAAAUGGCGUCAUACAAAAUUUGGAUAGUCCUCUUCAGUCGUCAGAAUCACAAAGAGAAAUUCAUACUCAAGAGUACCCUGAAAUGAAAAGUCGACGAAGGCCCGAGUGCGUGCCCGCGGCGAUAGCUGCUGGAUCGCGGGCGUCCAAGGUUUUUGCGCUUUUGCAAUUAUUGUCUGAAGAUUUAAAGAACAAAGUUGCCCUGGCGGACGAGGCUUACAACUUGUAUAAAAACGUACGACUUGAAGCAGAAGACGAGGUAAUCCUGGUUCUGUGCUCACACUAUUUGACGGUUCAAAUCAACGAGACUUGGUCAGAAACAAAAGUUAAACGACCAGGACUCUUGGUGCAAGACGAAGCGAUAUUAAACGAGUUUCUAGAGAUAAAUGGUGGCUGGGCAAAGGACAUCAGACGACAACAACAAGACGUAAUAGAAAACCGGCACAAAAGACAACUGGAAGACGAAAACUCUUUGUACGUAUUCCUACAGCGAGUGCGACUUAACGUGGCAUUAGACGCUCUACGAGAAGUGCGCUGUGCGGCGAGAAGUGCACGCACGCCUCACCCCGGUCCGCAAGGCGACGCCGCGGUCGAGGAUGACGCAUCGCUCAUCCGCACCUACCGUCCACCACUCGAUGAUCAAAAUGUAACCGGACAGUGUAUGAAGCUGUACAGCAUUCCACCGACUAACGACGCGCCGGAGGAAAAUAUGGGUUCUCAUAAAUAG
Molecule: messenger RNA, 3060 nt
Organism: Vanessa tameamea
Lineage: Eukaryota; Metazoa; Arthropoda; Insecta; Lepidoptera; Nymphalidae
Exons: 19
Coding region: 1-3060 (1019 amino acids)
Biological process (GO): positive regulation of flagellated sperm motility
Cellular component (GO): non-motile cilium; sperm midpiece
Source: RefSeq, a predicted model, not a curated record